Molecule: messenger RNA, 1316 nt
Organism: Salvelinus sp. IW2-2015
Lineage: Eukaryota; Metazoa; Chordata; Actinopteri; Salmoniformes; Salmonidae
Product: intestinal mucin-like protein
Molecular function (GO): protein binding
Source: RefSeq, a predicted model, not a curated record
GAAGUUGUGGAAUGUAUUUCAAUGACUUAGUUUUUUUAAUGUCUUUUUUUCUCUUUGGUUCAUCAGAUAUUUGCCCAUUGCCAAAUGGAGAAUGGAAAGAGGCUAAUGAGACCUGGGUGAGCAACUGCCAGAAGUGUGUGUGUGACCCGUACAGUCUGGAAAUCCAGUGCCAGCCUGUGGCAUGCCAACAUCAGCCUCCUCUCACCUGUGACCAGGAGGGCCAAAUUAAGGUCGUAGAAACCGUUGACUGUUGUAAAAAGGACAAAUGUGAGUGUGAUGUCACACGAUGCUCUACUUCCAAGAUAACUUGCCCAGUCGGAUUCGAGACAGAGGCAACUAUGGGAGUCUGCUGCCUAACUUAUCAAUGCAUGCCAAAGGAUGUCUGUGUGUUUAACAACACUGAAUAUCAGCCUGGUGCCAAUGUUCCUGGGGACAAGUGUAAGAAUUGUGUGUGUGGUGACAGUGUGGAUGCGCAAACCCAUCUACAUAUCAUUGAGUGUCAUCCUACUGAAUGUGACACUCACUGCCAGCAGGGCUAUGAUCAUCAAGCCGUUCCUGGGCAGUGUUGUGGGAAGUGUGUACAGACAAGCUGUGUKGUUAUGCUGCCAGAUAACACCACACACACUAUUCAGCCUGGUUCCGUCUGGAUACCAUCUGGAGACAAGUGUCUCAAGUAUGAGUGCGUAAAGAUUAUGGACCAACUCAUCCCAAUCGAGGCUAAGACUGUGUGCCCUGACUUCUACCCAGAAGACUGCGUACCCGGAACUGAAGUCAUUGCUCCAGAUGGUUGCUGCCGUGUCUGUAUUCCAAUAACUAAGCCAUGCAACGUGACAAAGAGCAAAGUGUACCUGGACAGCAAUGGCUGCAAGUCUGCAAACAGGUGGAAGUGACAACAUGCGGUGGAUCCUGUGUCACCUAUGCCAUGUAUUCUCUUGAGGCCAACAUGAUGGAGCGCUCUUGUACCUGCUGUCGGGAAGUAUCCACCACCAAGAAGGAAGUGGAGAUGAUCUGCCCAGACGGGUCAAAGUUCAACCACUCCUACAUCCACAUCAAUAAAUGUGGCUGCCAGAGGACAGAGUGCGUGACCCCAGAGGCGACCCAGGUCACAAGGUCACGACGCAGGAGAAGAUGAAUAACUCUUCACUACCAUCCAUUUACUGCUUAGAUUAGUUCUCUAUUUACYUUCAACUUGUUCACUUUCCUGCAAAGUAAUCUGCUAAACGUAAGAGAAAUAGUUUCAGCUUCUUAUUCAGUUUAUUUUAUUUUAGCCAUUCAAAACACAUAAAUAAAGUUGGCAAUAGGCUAUGCAUAUAUAC